Messenger RNA from Anneissia japonica, 1322 nucleotides. RefSeq names its product glycine amidinotransferase, mitochondrial-like. Bases 394 to 837 code for a protein of 147 amino acids. Gene Ontology annotation, cellular component: mitochondrion. NCBI's taxonomy places the organism in Eukaryota, Metazoa, Echinodermata, Crinoidea, Comatulida, Comatulidae. The transcript is spliced from 5 exons. Gene Ontology annotation, molecular function: amidinotransferase activity. The record is from RefSeq and is a predicted model, not a curated record.
AGGAGUACUUUGAAUGUUGUUUCUGAAAAUAAGGGAAGAUAAUAUGUUUUAUGGAAUAACAUUUAAAUUUCCAUGAAAGGAGGGAAUGGAGGAAGGGAGGAAUUUAUAUAUAUAUAUUAUUGGUAAAUAUUACUGUUUACUAAGAAAGAUUAUUGUAUUAUAUUUUAGAAAAUCUUUGGCAGUAUAUGUCAAGUUUUGACACAGUCGAGAAGUACUCAGCAUUCAAGAAACAGAAAGCCCAAGUUGCUAAAAGCCCAGUUUGCUCCUUCAAUAAAUGGGAUCCUUUAGAAGAAGUGAUCGUCAGACGAGUUGAGAAUGCCACCGUUCCAGAAUUAACGCCAGAAAUCCAGGCUGUCGUCCCCGAAAACGUUGGAAUUUUUUUAAAGAGAACACAUGAGGAAGGCUUCGUUAGAGAUUGCGGAGUUUUGCCGAAUUUUUGAACACGAAAGAGUGAAGGUUCAACGACCCUAUGUACUUGAUCAUUUGAAAUCGUAUUCCUCGCCUGAUUUCAGCUCGACAGGAUUGUAUUCAGCAAUGCCACGUGAUCUUCUGCUUGUGGUUGGUGAGGAAAUCAUUGAAAGUCCAAUGGCAUGGAGAUGUUGUUUCUUUGAGUAUCGUGCAUACUGCCGUUUGAUGAAAGAAUAUUUCAGAGAGGGCGCCAAGUGGACAACAGCCCCUAAACCACAAAUGAGCGAUGAGCUUUAUGACAUGGGUUAUAUUGGAUCCCAUGAGAGACUAGAAUUGCCAGCUAGAGGUCAAUUUGUGACGACAGAAUUUGAACCUUGCUUCGAUGCUGGUGAUUUUCAAUGUGCUGGAAAGGACAUUUUUGCCAGUUAAGUCAUAUCACCCGAUGUGGCUUUCUUCAACAUGGCUGUCAAUGAAUGUUCUGAUGUUGGACCAUAACCGGGUGGUUGUAGAUGCAAACGAAAUUCCUACGCAAAGACUUUUCGAGAAACUUGGUAUGGAAUAUGCAUCAAGGUUGAUUUGCGUUUCGCUGGUUCUCUAGGAGGUGGCAGUCAUUGCUGGACUUGUGACGUCAGAUGAAACGGUUCUUUAGAAUCAUAUUUCUAAAAUCUUCACUAUAUUUAUACUAUUGGAUAUAAUUAAUUGUAUUUUAUUUAAUACUUUGAGAAUAUAAUAUGAAAUAAAUAAUAUAUUGAAUGGUUGACCUCUGGUAAUUUGUACUUAUAUUUGUGAAGCUUAAUUACAUUACACACACUUUAUCACAAAUAAUAAACAGGACUAUAUAUUUUGUUUUAACUAUUAAAAAUAUUUGCACACACAAAAGUAAACAAAUAAAUAUUGCAAGUUAGUUACUUGUU